AAUAAGUUUAAAUAAUAUAUACAAUAUGGCUAUAGGGAUGGCUGACUGCUUAUUUUGUGAAAUAGUAUUUUUUUAUAUUUUUUUUUAUCUUAUCCAGUCUGACAUUAAUCUGAAGUAGUGGUGUGUCAGAAAUGAAUGUGUUAACUGUUGUAUGGCUAAUGUCUGUAAUGUCUUUUUUCAAUUUCCAGGAGUGUGUGCAGCAGCUUGACCUGAGACAUUUGGUUUCUAUCUCAAUGGAUGGACCAAAUGUCAAUUGGAAGUUUUUCUCAAUGCUCCAACAGGAGCAUGCAGAUACAUUUGGAGGUGCCCAGCUGAUUGUGGUGGGGAGCUGUGGGCUUCACACACUCCACAAUGCCUUUAAAAGUGGCUUCAGUGUCUGGCAGAUGGAGAAAGUGCUCAGGGCAUUGCAUACACUCUUGCACAAUACCCCUGCUAGAAGAGAAGAUUUCUGCUCUUUGACCAAGUCAUCUGUGUUUCCCCUACCAUUCUGUGGGCAUCGCUGGAUCGAAAACCUACCCGUUGUCGACAGGGCUAUCACCAUAUGGCCAAUGAUGGUGAAGUAUGUGGAUGCAGUGACACAGAAAAAGCUUCCAAACCCUAGAACAUCCUCCUAUGACACUCUUGCAGAGGCACGGAAUGACCCUCUCAUAAUGGCCAAGCUGCACUUCUUUAUGGCUGUCUCUAGGACCUUCACCACAUUUCUGACUAAGUAUCAGACAGAUGAGCCGGUGAUUCCAUUCAUCGGUAAAGAUCUGGCUGUUCUCAUGAAGAGCCUACUGAAGAGGUUCAUCAAGGCAGAGAUCCUUAAUGACAUCACAGCACUGCAAAUGGUCAAACUGGACACAACUGCCAAGGAAGCAAGGGCUGGCCUAAAGGCUGUGGACAUUGGAUUAGGAGCAGAAGUAGUCCUAAAGGAACUCCAGAGUAGCCCCAAGAGCAGCGUAGGUGAGCUCAGUGUGUUGGCCUUUAGAAAGGACUGCAUGGACUGUUUGACCAAUAUUGUCAAGAAAAUGCAAGACAAGAGCCCACUGAAGUACACCAUUGUGAGGCAGAUGGCAUGUUUGGACCCAACGAGCAUGUUCUCAGACCCCGACUUGUGCUAUGAAAGAAUGAAAGGAGUUGUUCAGAGGUUUCUGCAUGAUAACCAGCUGUCAGGAGGCGCCUCUGCUGGUGAUGUGAUUGUCCAACAAUUUGGAAAUUUCUUGUCUCUGGAGGCAAAACAUGAGUCAUUCUCCUCUUUCCAACCCAUGCGUACAAGACUGGACGUUUUCCUGCAUGGACUCCUCCAUCAAUCCUACCCUGAACUCUGGGCAUUCUGCAGGAAACUUCUGCUUCUCUCCCAUGGCCAAGCAACGGUUGAGAGGGGCUUUUCUGUAAACAAGGAGGUAGAGGCCGAUAACAUGAAGGAGGACACAGUGGUUGCUCAGAGGAUGAUCUGUGACUAUGUCUCUGUCUGUGGGGGGGUUCUCAAAGUACCUCUGACUAAGGAGCUUUUGGCAGCUGCAGCUUCAGCUAGGUCUCAGUAUCGGCUACACCUGGACCAGGAAAAGAGAAAGCAUGCGAGCAAUGCUCAAAGAGAAAAGAGAAAAGGUGCAGAAGACCACCUAGAGCAGCUCAAAACGAAGAAGAAGAUACUGAUUGAGGUAGCAAACAGCCUGGAAAAAGAUGCAGACAAGCUAGCAGAACAAGCUGAGGGUAAAUCAGGCACACUCAUGGCCCAGCUAAUCACCAAGUCAAACAUCCUCAGAAGAAGACACAAAGAAAAACUCACAGAACUCAAAGAGGUUGAGAAAGAGCUGGAAGAUAAAUCGGCAGAACUCAGGCAUAUGCCAUAAUGUCAAAUUAGGCAUUACCUCUUCCUUACCUUCUUUUUUCACUGUUUCAAGUGUUUAUGUUCAUUUGUGCACAUGCACAUUGUUAUAAAUGGGUUAAGUACACUCUUUUGGGAAGGCUUUCUCAAGUGCCAGGUCAGUGUUUUGUUUAUUAUUAUUAUCUUUUGAUUUUGGUUGAUUCAAAGGAUGUCUGUCACACACACAUACACACACUCACACAAGUUAUAUUAAGUUAUAUUUUGCACUUCAAAAGCACUUGAAAUUGCCAUUUAUUUAUGUAGUUAUUGUAUUUAUUAUUUUGUUCGAAAGGAACAGUAUUUUUUAUUUAUUUACUUGAUUUUAUAAGCAUUUGUUUAUGGGACCUAAAUGCUCUGAAAAUAAUAAAUAUAAUUGAGGACUAAUGACAUUUUUGUGUUCUCUUUUCGCAUUACACACAUUUAGCCGAUGUUCUUAAACUCAACCGGUUAUUAUCAGACAUCAGUGUGUUUACUUGGAAAGAUUACUGUAUAUUUCCCCUUUUGAUUUGUUUUUCCAUCGUAAGUUUGGUCUUAAAUUUCAUUAAGAAGUGGUAUUAAAAAGUCUUAAAAAGUCUUAAAUUUAAUUUGUU
Molecule: messenger RNA, 2439 nt
Organism: Anoplopoma fimbria (sablefish)
Lineage: Eukaryota; Metazoa; Chordata; Actinopteri; Perciformes; Anoplopomatidae
Exons: 4
Coding region: 132-1835 (567 amino acids)
Source: RefSeq, a predicted model, not a curated record